AUGGAAGCCUAUGGUGCCUGCAUUUAUGUUCGUUCAUUAGGCUAUGACGGGAAAUGGCAUGCACAGCUUUUGUGUUCAAAGACUCGAGUUGCUCCACUUAAAGGAGUGACUAUUCCUAGAUUGGAGCUAAAUGGAGCAGUACUGUUAGUGCAAUUAGCAUACAAGGUUGCAGAGUCAUGGAAAAUAGAUGUGCAAUCAUUUAAACUCUGGACAGAUUCCAUGAUUGUACUCGGUUGGCUGAAUAGUGAUUCUAGUAGAUUAAAGGCAUACGUGGCUAACAGAGUCGUUCAAAUACUUGAGGUAUCGACUGCGGAGCAAUGGCGACAUGUGAGAACCGAUGAGAAUCCUGCAGACGUUGUCUCUAGAGGUCUAAGGCCACAGGAAUUAGUCGACAACAACAUAUGGUGGACGGGCCCGAGCUGGCUUUCGGAAGACGAGAGUGGUUGGCCACGUAUCGCAAACGUAAGGAUGGCAGAGGACGACGUGCCUGAACUGCGAACAAUUCGGUUAGCUUUAACUGGCAUGAUAGUGCCAGAAAUGGACAUGCUACUACAUCAUUCGGAGUGGAGCCGAUUAAAAAGAGCAACCGCUUGGCUCUGGCGCUUCAUCGACUAUCAGUGGCCGCGAUUCUCAAAGGUUGUUCAUGAAACCAGUUAUCUAACGGUGAGUGAGUUGCGAAGAGCCGAGUCUUCAAUAUUGAGAAGAGUUCAGACAGAGGCUUUUCCGGAGGAACUUCGGGCGCUACAAAACGGAUGGACUCAUUCUGGUAGGAGGACGGUUGAAGAAUGCCAACAUACCUGA
This is a messenger RNA of Adelges cooleyi (spruce gall adelgid), 801 nucleotides long. RefSeq lists its product as uncharacterized. The transcript has 2 exons. NCBI's taxonomy places the organism in Eukaryota, Metazoa, Arthropoda, Insecta, Hemiptera, Adelgidae. Bases 1 to 801 code for a protein of 266 amino acids. The record is from RefSeq and is a predicted model, not a curated record.